Fusarium falciforme is the source of this 3789-nucleotide messenger RNA. Its product is annotated as Ankyrin-1. The transcript has 7 exons. Bases 1 to 3789 code for a protein of 1262 amino acids. NCBI's taxonomy places the organism in Eukaryota, Fungi, Ascomycota, Sordariomycetes, Hypocreales, Nectriaceae. The record is from RefSeq and is a predicted model, not a curated record.
AUGGCUCUGAGAAAUCGACCGCCUCUCGAGGUGGUGUACGAGAGAGAGGACAAUGAUGUCCAAGUCGACAUCAUUGCCGUCCACGGUCUAGGAGCCAACGUCGACUGGUCCUGGACAUGGAAGGACAAGGCCGAUCCGGAUCGCCUCGUCAAAUGGCUAGAAGACCCUGACAUGCUCCCGGCCGUCGUUCCAAAGUCGCGGAUCAUGCUCUACAACUAUGAUUCCAGGUGGCAUGCCGACGCGCCGAGGACUCGUCUUCAGCUGUGCGGUGAGGAUUUCGCCCGCGCCGUCCAUACUUUUCGCAGGGGAGCGGCUGGCCGACCUAUCGUCUUUGUCGGACACAGCUUGGGCGGAAACGUCAUCCAGCAAGGCCUCUUGUACGCCAACUCCGAAGACGACUUCAAGGACGUCGCAACGUCCGCAGUCGGCAUCGUCUUCCUCGGAUCCCCUCUAAGUGGCACAAAACUUCAAUUCCUGCCCCAUAUCUUGGCGGCCGUCAUGUCGCCAGCAGGCUCCCACGCGGGAAUCAUCAAGGAAUUGGCCUACGGCGACCCAAGUCUUCGAGACAAACUACACAGCUUCUGUCGGAUGCUCAACACCCUCUCGAUCCCAACCUCCUGUUUCUUCGAGCUGUACGAGUCGGAUUACGGACAGCGUAAAUUUGUCGGCGGCGUGGUCAAAGGAAUGGUAGUCGAAGAGACGUCGGCCUGCAUCCCAGGGCUUAGUAGGAUACCACUCCAAGCGGAUCAUUUUAAGAUGAACAAAUUCUCUGGCCCGAACGAUCGCUCAUUCUUAAAUGUCUCGGAGGAGAUUCGCAAGAUGUGUGCGGAUGCACGACAUGUGAUACAACGCCGGCUGCACCCGCACCCCAUCAUUACUGACAGAAACGACCUCCUGACCCGGAACCCCGAAACCAAAGACUGUCUUCGAGCCCUCUUUUUGACCGACCCGUUCGAGGAUAUGAAGGCGACGAAACGAAAAAAAGGUGGCCGCGCCACAGGCACCUGCGACUGGAUUCUUGGAACCGAGCCUCUGACCAUCUGGCUCAGCGGCAAAUGUGCGCCAAGCCCACAGUCCGUGUCGACUAACGUCCUCUGGCUGCAUGGGAACCCAGGGACGGGGAAGACCACCAUGUCCAUGUUCCUGGCCGAGGAGCUGUCACGUAUCUUCUCCGCCACAACUCAGAAGACACUCGCCUACUUCUUCUGCGAUUCCAGCUAUGACACGCGGAAAACAGCAACGGCAGUUGUUCGUGGGCUUCUUCUACAGCUUCUGCAACAACAUCCGUCGCUACUCGGCCACGUUUUGCCCAAGUUCGAGGAACGCGGAGCCAAAGUUUUUGACUCGUUCGACGCUCUUUGGGCUAUGUUGAUAAACGCUGGCGCGGACAAGGCGACGGGCCACAAGUACUGCAUCAUCGACGCUUUGGAUGAGUGCGAACCCGGCUCGCAGGAAAUGCUUCUGGACCAGCUUCAGGAGACAUUUGGCGCCGACACAUCUGCCGAUCAUGAGCUAAAUCUUAGCAUAUUGAUCACAAGCCGGCCGUAUCCCGAGAUCCGCGAAUCCCUCAGCACCUUCUCGAACGUGGACUUGUCGUCUUUCAAAGAAUCGAAACGAGAUAUCGACAAGUUUAUCGAUGAGAGGGUAGCGGUUAUGAAAGACAAGAGGAAAUACACUAGCAAAGUUGCAGAUCAAAUCAUCCAGAUCCUUCGGGAAAAAUCAGAAAACACAUUUCUAUGGGUAGGUUUAGCCUGCGAAGAACUAGCAUCGAAAGGUGUUGCUUCCAAAGACGCUGUCAAACGCCUCCAAUCGAUGCCCCGGGGGCUCCAUUCGCUCUAUAAGAAGCUCCUAGAUACAGCUCUUGAGUCAGGCGGUAACGAUGGGGUCAUGAUUCAACAUCUCUUGAGUUUCAUCGUGGUUGCUUUACGUCCCCUGAGUGUACUAGAGCUCGCCACAGCUUGUGAACUCUAUCAAGACGAGGAUGAAGAGGAGCGGAUGCAAUUCACGAUGGAGCAGAUCGAGUCCUGUCGCUUAAUGGUGCUGGUUCAAGACGGCAAAGUGCUCUUGCUACACCAAUCCGUCAAGGACUUUCUGAUGAAACCCUUGGGCUCUGAUGGUCAUCCUUUAAUCCAUGAACUCGAAGUCCAUGCCAGCUUUGCCGCUCGAUGUGUCGAUUAUCUCAUGAGGCACGUCCCUCACGCCCCUCUACCCAGUGAGCCGCAAGGUGUAAUGGACGAAUUUUCAUCCUACGCGGCGGACUUUUGGCCUGAUCACGCGCGUAUGGCCAAGUCAAAGUUUAGAAUCAAGGAUACUCAGGCUGAAUUCUUCGCCGUCGACUCUCAAAGCCGGGAGGCUUGGCUGAGAUGGUUAAGAGGGCCAAGUCAUGACCCCUAUCCCUUUCCGGACAUUCCCCAGCAAUUUUCUGUUUUUCACGUGGCUGCUCGCUGGGGAAUAGUUCAAAUGGUAGAUUAUGCCCUUCUCCCCCAAAGCAAUCAGGAUGUGUUGGCACAAGCAGGUGAAUUCAUGGACACUGCGUUCGUAAGUUCGGAGGGAGUGACGCCUUUAGAAGAAGCCGCAACAUCCGGUUACGUCGAGGUUUCUCGCCGCAUGCUUGAUCGAGCCAUGCCUGAGAUGUGUGUAUCGGAGAAAGUUGUAAGAGCUGCAGCAAGGAAUUCGAGGAACGGUGACGAGGUUAUGGAGCUUCUCUUAGUUUUGAGGAGAGACCAGAUCACCGUCACUCAGGAAGUUCUCAAAACUGCAGCAGGGAAUUGGGGGUGUGGCCACGAGGUAAUGGAGCUUCUCCUGAAUCGGAAAGGAGGCCAGAUUAUCAUCACGGAGGAAGUUGUCACAGCUGCAGCAGCGAAUACUGAGAACGGCCACGAGAUGAUAGAGCUUCUCUUGGGUCGGAGAGGAGAUGAAAUCGCCAUCACGGAGGAGGUUGUCACAACCGCAGCAGAGAAUAGACGGAGCGGGCACAAAGUGAUGAAGGUUCUCCUGGAUCGGAAGGGGGACCAGAUUACCAUCACGGAGAAGGUUGUCACAGCUGCAGCAGAGAAUGGACGGAGCGGCCACGAUGUAAUGGAGCUUCUCUUGGAUCGGAGAGGAGCUGAAAUAACCAUCACGGAGGAAGUUGUCACAGCUGCAGCAGCGAAUACUGAGAAUGGCCACGAGAUGAUAGAGCUUCUCUUGGAUCGGAGAGGAGCUGAAAUAACCAUCACGGAGGAAGUUCUCAUAGCUGCAGUAUGGAAUUGGGGGAACGGCCACGAGGUGAUGGAGCUUCUCUUGGAUCGGAGAGGAGAUGAAAUCACCAUUACGGAGGAAGUUAUCAUAGCCGCAGCAGGGAAUUGGAGAAACGGUCAUGAGGUGAUGAAGGUUCUUCUGGAUCGGAAGGGAGACCAGAUUACCAUCACGAAGGAGGUCAUCACAGAUGCAGCAGAGAAUCGUGAGAACGGUCACGAGAUGAUAGAGUUCCUCUUGGAUCGGAGAGGAGCUGAAAUCACCAUCACAGAGGAAGCUGUAAGUGAGAUAGCAGCUCGCUUUGAUUCCUUUAUCAUGGCCCUUCUCUUGGAUCGGAAGGGAGACCAGAUCACGAUCACGGAGGAUGUUGUCAUAGCUGCAGCAGGGAAUUGGAGAGACGGUCAUGAGAUGAUGAAGGUUCUCCUGGAUCGGAAGGGAGAUCAGCUCACGAUCACGGAGGAUGUUGUCAGAGCGAUAGCAGCUUCUUUUGAUUCCCAUAAUAUGGCGUUUUGCUGUCACGGAAGACGUCAUCACGCCUAUAGCAGGGAAUAA